UUAUCUCCUGGAAAAUGUUCGGUCCUAGAAAUCGCUACUGAACUCAUUAAAAUCUCUCAUUUAAGCUCGUAUUUACCAACAACAAACAAGAAACACUUCCUUGGCUCGAAUUACUUUUACAAAUGAGUGGAGCUGCUUCCACCUUGAAGCAUUUAUUAAAUCAACUAGAAAAUAUAAAAAACGAAAUUGAAACCAAAAUUCUUCCAGCUGUUGAACGUUUGGAGGAAAUUGAUAGAAGAUUUACUAAACUUUCAAAUUGGCAUGAUAAAAGGCAGAAGGAUGAGCUUGAAUUGAGGGGAUAUACUUUUUUGAGUAGGGAGCAGUCUAAAAUGAUGCUUACUGGAGGAGAGAAUGGGCAAACCAAAAUUCUUCAAAAAAUAAAUGAAGACGAGUUAGGCGAUGAUGAAAAUGAAUUGGAAGCUGUACUUGAAGAAGACAUUAGAAAAUUAUCAAAAAUUAAUGAAAACGACCCCAAUUUAACCAAUAAAGUUGGAGAUGAAUUUAAAAAAUAUUUGAUUAAAAAUCGAACGAAGCGUUUCAUGGAAAUUGAAAGUUUAGGACAAAUGAGAAUUCUUGAUCCUUUUCUUUUUGUUAAUCAAGUGAAUGAUGGGAAAGUAAUGAGAAGAGUUGCGCUAUCGCCGAGGGCUUUUAGCUUACAGCUUUUGACGCCUGAUUUUGGGGGUGUCAACGUUCUCAGCCCUUUUGCAUUUGUACCCAGCAUACUAUCGCCUCGCGCCGCAAUGCUAAGUGUAUUAUCACCAAAUGCUUUUACAUUACAACUAUUAGCACCCGAAGCUUUUCGUGUUGAAGUAAUCAGUCCCCAAACUUUCAAUGCUAAAAUCCUCUCACCUAGAGCUUUUAUUGCCUAUGUUCUUUCACCAAGACUAGUAGUUGCGGAAAUUUUAAACCCAAAGGCUUUCGAAGUUCGUGUGCUCACACCAACUAUUGUUUCGUUUACGGUGUUGAGUCCAGGUAUUUAUUUUAUAGAACAAAGGAAACUUUUCGGGUGA
This is a messenger RNA of Meloidogyne enterolobii, 1010 nucleotides long. NCBI's taxonomy places the organism in Eukaryota, Metazoa, Nematoda, Chromadorea, Rhabditida, Meloidogynidae. The record is from the annotation of a GenBank genome assembly.